UUGCCACUUGGCUAAAUUUUGAUAUCUCGAGUGUUUUUUUGGCUGGGGGUAAGUAAUGGCAGAGCAGCAAGCGAAGAAGCUGGAAGCCGAAUCGCCGGUGACUCCACCACCAGCACCGGCUCCGGCGCCGGCGGAAACCAAGACCGAUGUGGCACAGGAGAAAACUGUAGUUCCACCGCCUGAAGAGAAGCCUGAUGAAUCUAAAGCUCUUGCUGUAGUAGAGAAGAUUCCAGAAUCUGCUCCAAAGAAGAUUUCAGGGGGAUCACUUGACAGAGAUAUUGCUCUUGCUGAGGUUGAAAAGGAAAAGAGAAAUUCAUUUAUCAAGGCAUGGGAAGAUAGCGAGAAAAGUAAAGCAGAGAAUAAGGCUCAGAAAAAGAAAUCUGCUGUUGAAGCAUGGGAGAACAGCAAGAAGGCAGCGCUGGAAGCCAAGUUGAGAAAGAUUGAGGAACAAUUGGAGAAGAAAAAGGCAGAGUAUGCAGAGAAAAUGAAAAACAAAAUAGCUUUGGUUCACAAACAAGCUGAAGAAAAAAGAGCAAUAGUUGAAGCACAACGAGGCGAAGAAAUGUUAAAGGCAGAGGAAAUGGCUGCAAAAUACCGAGCUACUGGACAAACUCCAAGGAAGCUCCUUGGUUGCUUCUAAGGUUGCAAGUUUUGAGCCUGGUGGAGAAUCAGUAAAUCGCAUCACUGCUGCUCCUCUGCGAUAGUCUUUAUUCUCUGUAACUCUAUGGUUUGCACGUGUACACAUUUCUUAUCUGUAUCUUUCCUUGGAUUUUUAAGUCUUUAUCAUUGAUAAUUUCCAUUACAGAAUGUGUGUUUGUAUAGAAAUACAAUAUUUUCUGUGACAGAGUUGAAGUUUAUUUCAUUAA
Molecule: messenger RNA, 866 nt
Organism: Jatropha curcas
Lineage: Eukaryota; Viridiplantae; Streptophyta; Magnoliopsida; Malpighiales; Euphorbiaceae
Source: RefSeq, a predicted model, not a curated record